This is a messenger RNA of Lactuca saligna, 597 nucleotides long. The record is from the annotation of a GenBank genome assembly. NCBI's taxonomy places the organism in Eukaryota, Viridiplantae, Streptophyta, Magnoliopsida, Asterales, Asteraceae.
AUGGCUACUGUGAAAAAUGGUUUUAGUGUUACCGGUCAGAGACAAACCAUUACUUUGGAUUGGAAAACUAUUAUAAAAAGAUAUGAGGAUUUUUCAGGAAUAGGUCAAGCAAAAAGUCACUAUGAUGUAACAAAAAUGUUCAUUAAUUCUGAAAUUGAUGAGAUUAAUGACUUCAAAAAAGAAUUGAAAGCUAAUGUUAAUGGAGGUACACUGGAAAAAAGCAUAACUACGCUGACAAGUUACGCUUCUUCGUACAUAGAUGAUUUUAAAGGGGAUUUCCCUUUAAAAACCAUUUCUGAGAUCACAGAACCACUCAAAACUACUCAAUCAGUGUUCUUAAAUGAAGUACCACUCGAAUCAGAUGAUAUUGUUCAGAAUGUUCAAAAGGAUGUGAUAUCACAAACAGAUGAGAGUUUUACUCCAUCAACAGUUGAUAAAUCAUCUGCAACCAGUCCGCUGAAAAUAUCAAAUUAUUUGACGCGCAACCUCCAUGACAUUUAUGACGUUGAUUCUGGAGGUGAUUUGAGUUCGACAAAAUCUAAAAGAAAAUCAAUCGGAGAAGGAAAUACACUUUUAGUUCCUAAAGUGGAAAAGUGA